AUGAUUGAUCCUCCAGAUAUCCACUAUAUAGAUCGAAUUGAGACUGUUGACCAGUCAAGCAAUUAUGAUGCUGCCUCUUCUUCGUCUUAUACCCCUGCGAAACCGAUAAAGCUCGGCGACUUCAGCAAGCUGUUCGUCGAGUUCCUUGACUCUCCUCAGCAUAGAUAUGAUCCCGGCCUGGACUUGCUGGAAAGAAGCGACUACGAUGAUGACUAUUCACCGGCCCAGAUAGCCCUGAAGCCCGGCAGCUUGUCAUCGACGCCCUCGAACUAUGGCCCUGAGCUGUUGCCCCCUGCAAAGCGAUUCCGCACGAGCACCGUCCAUCAUGCUCUUCCAUGUGACAUAAAGCAUAUCACAUCAAACGAACAUAAUAACGACUCCAACUAUGGCAUAGCAUCCUCUCCGCCAGGUCUGUCGCCAUCCGCAUGUCGGCAUCCAUCCUCUCAGAGCUGCAUCUGUGGCCGGGGACGUCGGCGGGCUGGGCAAACCGACCUCUUGACGUCUUCUUCUCCCGAAUGCCCAGAAUGCUCGCCUCCAGCCAAUACCGUGCAUCAUUCUCGCUCUUGGAUGAACAAACUUCCAGGCAGCGUGCGUGACAAGCUACGCUUGAAGGACGACAGACAUAGGGCGCUCAUGAUGAAUCUCGUCCCGUAUCGGGUGCGAGACGCCUCCUUGGCAGAAAAACACCCCACCAUCACUUCGCAAGGCGUUCACGUCUUCAUCGACAUGUCCAAUAUUGAUAUUGGGUAUCAAAGGACGUUGAAGGGAUUCCGGCGUCUUGACGAAAACACUCGUCUAUCGCCUGUGCCUCACCUAAACUUGCAAUUUCUGACCAAAAUACUCGUUCGGGAUCGGCCGGUGGUUGCGCUGAAUGUCUGCUGCUCUACCCUCCCAGGCCGUUCAGAGCCUCGCUAUGUGCAGCAGCUGCGCGAGCUGGGAUAUCAUGUUGAUCUAAGAGAGCGUAAGGGGGUUCUCGAAGGUGGAUUGACCUUCACUGGAUCUACCGACACUCUUCGUUUUGUCGAGGACCUCGUGGACGAAACUCUACAGGUCCGCAUUGCCGAGUCCGUGAUGGAAUACUUUCUUACGCCUGGUACCAUCGUACUGGCUACUGGAGAUGCUAAGCCUUCUCCGCACUCUGAUGGAUUCUUCUCUUAUGUGGAGCGAGCACUAAAGAUGGGCUGGAAUGUCGAAGUUGUCUCCUGGCGAGGUAAUCUCUCUCAGAGGUGGAUUGAUAGACAGUGGACCUCUCAGUGGCGUGACAAGUUUCGUGUGAUUUUACUAGAUGAAUUCUUAGAGGUUCUAAAGUGA
Messenger RNA from Trichoderma harzianum CBS 226.95, 1311 nucleotides. RefSeq lists its product as hypothetical. NCBI's taxonomy places the organism in Eukaryota, Fungi, Ascomycota, Sordariomycetes, Hypocreales, Hypocreaceae. Bases 1 to 1311 code for a protein of 436 amino acids. The transcript has a single exon. The record is from RefSeq and is a predicted model, not a curated record.